AUUAACUGUAGCUGAGAACGGAUCAUUUAACCAGACUGAAACUCAAAGCCGGGAAAACAACAUGCCUCGGCAAAGCUGGAUAAUUCAGGUUCUCCUUGUCGGCUUUUUGUGCAUUUUUCCUGUCUCAGUGACUGUGCUUCCUGGCUCUCAGCAGUUAGAUAAAAUCAAAAACUGCUUAAGCCAAGGAAACACAAAUUAUGUUGUUGCUGACAACUUCUACGGCAUCAUCAAUGCGGCUGAUCACUUCGCAGCUAAACUCUCAGGCAAGAAUGGACCGAUUCCGGACGAGUUACCGAAGGUUGUUGAAGAGAUCUUGAAGCAACUCAACAACACAUUAACCAGCAAUAAUGGACCAAAUACGAACGUGUUACCGAACCUUCAAGUGAUCUUGACGAAACUCAACAUGUUAACCAGCAUUAACAUACUGCUACUAGUUCCGGGACAAUUAUCUGACGGUGUUAAAAACAUAUUGGAAAACACUGAGCAACUCGUUGGUCUUUUCAAUCUAUAUCUGAACAGAAGCACUGGGUACUCUGAUUUGAAAAGUCUCCUUAAGACUGAUAUUUUGAAUUGGAUCAUAAACACAUCUGUUUCUGAAACUGGAAGGAAGAACUGUGUGAUAUUCCUACAGAAAAAUCAAACAAGACACAAAAAAUUGUGGAAAACGUGGCCACAAGUGAAAUUGCCAAACUUUACACUGUACAUUACAAAAAAUCUUACAAAGGUCCCAGUGGUAAUUUGUGCUAUGGAAGGAAAGAAGUGCUUAAAUUCAACUGACUCGUGCAUGUAUGGAAAUCUGACUACAAACACUGUGUGUAAAUCAGGGACUGCGUAUAAUGAGGACUCCUGCCAAAACAGCGACUACGCAGACAAGUACAUAAUAAACAUACAUCAAAAUAUCCCCGAGUGUGUCAACUGCGACAAUCCCAUAAAGGAGCCUGAUGAGAUUAUUAAAAUUAACACCACUACUUUUGAAAGUGAUAAUGGAGAAAUUGAUGCAUCCAAAGCUGUAGAGUUCAUGGGUGACAUGGCAAACUUAAUCUCCAAAAUGAAUGGGACUUCAGCUGAGCUGUCAGUGGCGAAAGGAAUCGGGGGAGUCAUAGUGAGAAAAACCGAUCCUGCAGAACUGGAUGAGGUGUCCUUCGCUUACAAGACUCCAACUGAAAAACUGAAAAUUAUAGAAGACUCUAAAAGUCUUGAAACAUUUUCGAGAUCCGUCUCCGUGUCUAAAGAAGCGUUUGAAAAGGCAAUGGUUCUAAACGCCUCUCUACCAUUCGCAGCUGUUCUCCGGUUUUUAAACUUGACUCGGGAUGAGAUGAACAGUACUGUUCUUUAUGAUGAGGUUGUUGCGAUUGAGAUGGGAGCUGCGAUCAAGAAUCUCACCAACACAAUAAACAUCAAUUUCAAGAAUGCAGAAUUUGGAAAGUUUUAUCCAAACUGUAGCUCGUGGAACGGUGAAGGAGGAAAACCCAACUGGACUUCUGAAGGAUGUGAAACUAUAGUCGAUGGAAACGACAUCAGAUGUGAAUGUUCGCAUUUGACGUUUUUUGCUGUCUUACUGACUCCCAUAAACGAAACCAUCUCCAGCUCUGACCUGAACAUCCUCACCAUCAUCACGCAGGUUGGCUGCGGCUUGUCCAUUUUCUUCCUCGGCAUAAUCCUCUUCAUGUACUGCCUGAUAAGGAAGACGAAGGCCAGUUCUUCCACACAGAUCCUCAUCCACCUGGUUUGCGCCUUGUUCCUGCUAAAUUUGACCUUCGUCGUCAAUCACUUUGUGGCAAAGCUGAACAGCGAUGUGGGUUGUGAGAUAAUGGCAGCGGUGAUGCAUUACUCCAUGUUGACCACUUUCAGCUGGUUUGCUGCACAAGGCUUCCACCUCUGUCUGCAGCUGUACAGAGGAGGGAAUAUCGCAAUAAAGCGCUACCUACUCAAAGUUUCUGUCAUCACCUGGAUUCUACCGAGCAUAGCGGUGAUUAUUAUCGCCAGCCUGAAAAAAUAUGGGAAACAGAUCAUCUACACUGAUAAUCCUGAGAACAACGUGGCAAUGUGCUGGAUUAACGACAAUAACAUCCAUUACAUCGUCAACGUUGGCUACUAUGCGAUGGUCUUCCUCUUCACCUUCACCACAGUCAUCAUCACAUUGUCCUGGCUCUUUUGUCUCAAGAGAAGCAAAGCAGCGAACCAACAGGAAACAGGAACCGGCAGGAAAAUAGUGAUCAUUCUGGGUCUGUGUUGCCAGCUGGGUGUCACGUGGGGCUUCGCCUUCUUCGCCUACGGUUCCUUCCGGAUGAUAGCCACCUACAUUUUCACAAUCCUCAACUCAUUUCAAGGGUUCUUCCUCUUCAUCUACUACUACAAGACAACCCGAGUCGGACCAGGCGGCGCCAAUGCGAAGGGAAACUCGGGAAGCACCAACACCAGCAUCAGUACUCUUAAAACCGGACUGGAGUGUGUUGUGAACCCAUAUGUGAGUUUUGACAAACAAAAAGACACGUGAUCUAUGGUGGGACAGAGAAAUCUAAACUGGAACCAGUAGAAAACAUGUACAGUGUAUCCAUGUAAAAUACUGUAAUUAUGUCUCCUGAUACUGAUUUUAUACACUAGGGUUAAAAACAUUUUGAUGAGAUAGACAUUUCAGGUUAAUCUUAAUCGUCCUCUUCAUGAGACUGUCUUGGGAAAACAGAGUGUCUUCAGUCAGAGGCUUUCUCAGAUUCUCUGUAAUACAGACAGCUACAGGAGAUCUUUCCUAAAGACAGACAUCACCACCUAAAACAACAAUUUGAAAAAUCUGAAUUGAUGAGCUACAACAAUAUUUAAUUUCCCUUUGGGAUCAAGAAAGUACUUUUGAAUUUAACUGAAUAAAACCAGGAACCUGCUCUGUAUUAAAGCCCAACAACAUGUAGAAAGUUUUUGUUUAAUUUAUGCUUUUAUAGUAAAAAUGCCCCUGCUCCUUUUGAAACCUUUACUUUUCUGAUGUCCUCCAUUGUUGUUUGGAUUUUCUGAAAAGGCAAUGAAACAUCAGACACCUUAAUGGGGAAAGUUGCAGCUAAGAUUCAUGGUAUUUCUUUUUAAUAAAAUGUUGUUUUUAUCCUAAACAAUGUAAUGUAGAUUAUUGUUAAGCGAUGUAUUAGUAUAAAUGUAUGUUUCAAUCUUUCUGUGUCUCUUUAUGCAUAUUCAAGUGAAGUGAAAAUAAUAAUAAAAGAAAAACUUCCAUAA
Messenger RNA from Xiphophorus hellerii (green swordtail), 3216 nucleotides. RefSeq names its product adhesion G-protein coupled receptor G2-like. Gene Ontology annotation, biological process: cell surface receptor signaling pathway; adenylate cyclase-activating G protein-coupled receptor signaling pathway. Lineage: Eukaryota; Metazoa; Chordata; Actinopteri; Cyprinodontiformes; Poeciliidae. Gene Ontology annotation, molecular function: G protein-coupled receptor activity. The transcript is spliced from 21 exons. Gene Ontology annotation, cellular component: plasma membrane. Bases 62 to 2497 code for a protein of 811 amino acids. The record is from RefSeq and is a predicted model, not a curated record.